AACGAUCUUCACAUUGAAGAUCGUUCACUCAAUUUUGAGACAAAUAAUUUUCAGAAAAAUUAAAAUGUAACAAGGGAAGAAAAUAAUAAAUUCAAGAUGUAAUCGUUGCGUUACAAAAAUCCCGAAAUGGCCGAAGAUAACAUCGACGAUAUCCUGGUGCGCCUCGACGAGAUCGAGAAGCUGCAGACAGAACUUCGGCAUUUAGUACCGCGAGUUACGAGUAACUCGUCCAGACACUUGCAGAAUGUAUCUCGCGAUUCAACCGCGUCGAAUCGUUUCCCAUCUCUCUUAACGUUUCCCGUAAUUUCGAACUUUACAUCAACUCCGAAAAACGAACGUGUACAAAAGUCAACCGCGCGGUUGAACCUUAACAGCAAAUUGUCGAGUGGUAACCGAUAUUCGACGGUAAAUCUGAAAAAUACAGGAGGAUCUCAGAGUAAAACAAGAGAAACAAAUGUUUUUAAAAAUCUAUUGAGAAGCAGCAACAACGUCGCUAGCUCACACGUGAGAAAUUCUUCGGUCUCAACCUCUGUAGCGGAUUCGACGACGCUGAUAAGGAGCACUAUCGCAAAUCGAAUGGCUAGGGAUCCACAAGAAGCAAUUAAAAAGAGAUUAAAAAGCGAAACAUCGAAGAUUACUACAGCUAGAGAUAAAACGCAACGUGCAACUGGCGAGAGAUCCAAUGUGCAGUUAUCCGGGAAUAAAAAUGUGAACUCAAAUAUCAGACAUUCAGGUUCAUGAGUCAGAAGCUACAGAAUCACGGGGCAUACAUCUAUAAGAAAUCGGUAUUGUGAAAGAAAUUGCACUUUUGUCGAGCGAUUUAUGGAAAAACUGAACUACUGUUUUAUAAACAAUAAGAGAGUGACCGUUCCAUAUCAUCAUUUGGGGAAUAGAACACCCAGAAGAGUGAAGAUACUAUAUUCACCAACAAUUAAAGGAACAAAAACUUUGCGAUUAUACGAGUCCGAGGC
This is a messenger RNA of Mycetomoellerius zeteki, 971 nucleotides long. RefSeq lists its product as uncharacterized. The record is from RefSeq and is a predicted model, not a curated record. NCBI's taxonomy places the organism in Eukaryota, Metazoa, Arthropoda, Insecta, Hymenoptera, Formicidae. The transcript has 2 exons. The coding region runs from base 127 to 741 and encodes 204 amino acids.